Vitrella brassicaformis is the source of this 956-nucleotide messenger RNA. NCBI's taxonomy places the organism in Eukaryota, Vitrellaceae. The record is from the annotation of a GenBank genome assembly.
CACAGGUUCACUCACACCCACCCCACACCCCAGCCAGGGUAAUCUAAUCACAUCACACAACUACACUACACUACACCACUAUGCCAUGCUCCCGCACAUUCUUCAAAGCCACGUCCAUCGACACCCUCACCCUCACCCCACCACUCUCCACACACACAUCCGGCCCUGCCAGGUGGGGCUGUGUCAGUGUGCUCGCGGGGCUGCCCCCAUCGCCCCCACCACGACCCUCCCCCCCACUAGUAUUGACUAUCUGCGGCACUCCCCCCAGCAGCAUCACCUGCAGCCGACCCAGGCCAGAGGCAGGGGUGGGCCGCCACGUCCAGCAUGUCAAGUCGUGAUGACCUGAAUGACCAGACCACCACACACACGCGCGUGAAUGGCGGGCGUGUGUGCUUUGUCCGAUGGAUGGAUGGAUGGAUGGAUGCAGCUCACACACCUGGUGUGGUGGGAAGGUGGAUGAAGCCGUGGCCGGCGACCUCCACCCCGCCGGAGGGGUGCUCCUCGAACACACGGAGCUCCAACCGCGGCCACCCCUUGACGCUUGAGAAGGCAAAAUGCCCCUCCAAAGGAUGAUUCCAAACUGCAUACCUGCGCCAAAACACACACAGAGAUUCCAUCCAUCCACGCGCAGGCGCACGCACACAGAGAGAGAGAGGGAUCUCUCGUCAGGCCUUACCUGCUCUCGCCGUCACAUUCGCUCACAAACGUGGCGCCCUCCUGGGCGCCUCUCAGCAGCCGCCAGCUGCUGCUGUCAUACCGCAGGCUGAACGAGCAGCACAGCGCUGUGCUCUCGGCCGUGCCCUCGCACCCCUCCAGGCAGCCAGAGAAGAACAGCUGAGGGCGGGAGAGAUCUGUGGCUGCUGCAGCUGCUGGUGGUGGUGGGUUGUGCGGUGUGCGGGCAGAUGGCGAAGGGGAAUACGGCAUCUUGCGACGUCGCGAAUCUCAUGACUCGCGAU